Haemonchus placei is the source of this 354-nucleotide messenger RNA. The record is from the annotation of a GenBank genome assembly. NCBI's taxonomy places the organism in Eukaryota, Metazoa, Nematoda, Chromadorea, Rhabditida, Trichostrongylidae.
CUCGGGGAACUUUGUUCUUAUCUUUUUUUUUUAUCAAUUAUUGUUCAGGUUGUCGACGACGACCAAAAAUUCGCCGUUGCGGUCGAUGUGUCUCAAUUCCAUCCUGAAGAAUUGAAGGUACAUUUGGAAGGACGCGAAUUGACUAUCGAGGGGAAGCAGCAGCACAAAAGCGACAACAGUUUUAUGGAAAGAUCCUUCAUACGCAAAUGGACUCUGCCGGAAAAUGUGGAUCUUGAGGCUAUUCGUACUCAACUUAAUGACUCUGGACACCUAUCCGUGGAGGCGCCGAAGACGACGGAGGGUGGAGCCCAGCGCCGUACGCUUCCAAUUGAAAGAGCUCCGGCUAAACAGUAA